Messenger RNA from Didymodactylos carnosus, 5199 nucleotides. The record is from the annotation of a GenBank genome assembly. Lineage: Eukaryota; Metazoa; Rotifera; Eurotatoria; Philodinida; Philodinidae.
AUGUACGGUUUAUUAUUACAGUCGGGAAUAGAAAUUAUACGUGCAAAGUAUGGACAAGAAACAUGGGAACAAGUUAAAGCUAUUUUACAUCUUGAUAUUAAUUCAUUUUCGGCAUUUCAACAAUAUGGUGAAACAUUAUUUGUUCGAAUUGCAAAAAUUUUAUCUGAAAUGAAAAAUGAGCCGCUCAAAGAUAUUAUGAAUAUAUUUGGUUUGGAGUUUGUAUCGUAUAUUGCUAGUUAUGGUUAUGAUCGUGUUCUCCGAAUUCUUGGGCACAAUAUGCGUGACUUCCUUAACGGUUUGGAUAAUCUUCAUGAAUACAUGAGAUAUACGUAUCCUCGAAUGAGACCACCAUCAUUCUAUGUCGAAAAAGAGACACCUAAGGGUUUGACGUUGCAUUAUCGUAGUCGUCGACGAGGUUUUGUUUACUAUGUAAUUGGACAAAUAAAAGAGGUUGGCCGUCGUUUUUAUGACACACAAGUUGAAAUCGAAGUCAUUAGUGAACGUGAAGAAUUUGAUGUCACCCAUGUUGUAUUUGAAUUAGCAUUUGAAAAUACUGCUUAUUUAAAACAAACAGCUGAAAGUGAUACUGUCGAAUUAGACUUAUCUAUUGAUUGUCAUAUAUUUUUUGAAUUAUUUCCAUUUCAUAUGGUUGUUAGCGAUUCGUUGGAAAUUAUUAGUGCUGGUGAUAGUUUAACGCAGUUAUUUCCAAAUAUUGUUGGAGAAUUAAUGCGAGAUAUAUUCAAUCUCGUUCGUCCCAUUAUUACCCUCAAUUGGGAUCAAAUUGUUUUGCAUUCAAAUAAUGUAUUUGAAUUUUCAACAAUUGAACCAUUGAGAAAACAAGUAAACGAAAAUGAUUUAAAAAUUAAUGAUGCUCAUGGAAGAAAUGAUUCUGAAUUAUUGUUGACGAUGACAACACAACGAGAUAUACAAGAAGAUUAUUUACGUUUACGUGGUCAAAUGUUAUAUGUCACUGAAUGGAAAGCCAUCAUUUAUCUAGCCACGCCUGUUUUGGAAAAUUUGGAUGUUAUGUUUAAUACCGGUUUAUUCAUUAAUGAUUUGAGUAUGCAUGAUUCAAGUCGUGAUCUUGUGCUUGCGGGUACACAACAGUCGGCUGAAUUGAAACUGGCACUUGAUCAAGUAGAUUUGUUUUUUAAGACUAUGUUUUUACAUAUAAUUUUAAUGAUAACGUUUAUUUCUCUCCAGGAACAACAAAAAAGUAAAGCAUUAGAAGAUAGUAUGAAAAAGCUUGACAUUGAAAUGAAAAAGACCGAUUUAUUAUUAUAUCAAAUGAUUCCAAAAAAAAUUGCAGAUCGCUUGCGAAGCGGUGAAAAAGCUACAAAUCUUUGCGAAACAUUUGAUAGUUGCACAAUACUAUUUAGUGAUGUGGUUGGAUUUACAGCAAUCUGUAGUUCAUUAACACCCAUGGAAGUUGUGUCAAUUUUAAAUGAAAUGUAUACAAAAUUUGACAAAUGUCUUGAAACACAUAAUUGUUACAAGGUUGAGACUAUUGGUGAUGCGUACAUGUUAGUAUCAGGUGUACCUGAACGUGUGCGAAAUCAUUCUUCUGAAAUAGUCGAUAUGGCAUUUGAUAUGUUAGAUGCAAUUGUAACCGUUUUCAAUCCUGUCAAUAACGACAAACUCAAAAUUCGCAUUGGAUGUCAUUCUGGACCCGUCGUCGCUGGCAUAGCUGGAAUUAAAAUGCCGCGUUAUUGCUUAUUUGGCGAUACUGUUACAACAGCAAAUAAAAUGGAACAAACAAGCAAAGCGUUACAUAUACACAUAACAGAUGCGAUGUACAAAUUACUCGAUCGUAAAUGCUAUGAGGUUCAUGAACGUGGUAAAAUGACGUUGAAUGGUUACACACAAGCGACAACGUAUUUUAUACUAAAUAAAAAAGAUCGUUCAGGCAAUAGUACACAACAUCCAUUUCAAGCUGUUCUAGAGGAAAUGAAACGUCAAGAAGCAGAAGAACCGAAGCAAAAACCGCAAUCCAAAACUAGGCCACCUGAAGCACUCACGCUCCCCCGUUCACCACAGUUGACAAAAGCAAACACAUUCAGUCAAUCAGAAUUAGAAGUACCAAUGUAUGACCACGACGAUGGUAUCACAAUGUAUCCUCCUAAAGCUACAGUAAAUUCAAACAUCGGAAAAAUUACAGCAUUCAGUGAAAAAGUAAAUGGUGAAACUGCGACAGCAUCGUUAGAUGACGAUAAAAAAGCUAUUGCAAAGGAACAACUAAAUGCCAUUAAUCCAGUAUUAUCACAAAAGCAGCAGCGUACAUCAAAAACAUCUGAUGAUCAAGUAUUGUUGUUAGAAGAUGAAUCCAGUGAUCAACCAAUUAAUCUUAAUAAUCCAGUUUCACUUACACAAUCAAUUCAAACUAGUCAAUCUUCUAAAAGUCAUUUGAGUGAAAAUAACGAUCGUCAACAUUUACUAUUACUUGGACUUAUAUUUAUUAUUGCUCUUUUUAUACUUUGUAUUAUUUACAUAUUAUUUCCAAAAAUUGAAGAAUCUGAACGUGAUGCAUUUCGAAUACCGAAGACAAUUGAUGAUGCAAAAGUUCUUGGCGAUGUAUUAUAUAAAUAUAGCAAACAUCAUUAUUAUAUUGUCAUGUUAGCCUUUUUCACCAGUUAUAUAUUUUUGCAAACAUUUGCUAUUCCUGGAUCAAUCUUCUUAAGUAUCCUCGCUGGAUUUUUAUAUCCAUUUCCUUUAGCCUUGUUUCUCGUCUGUUUGUGUUCAUCAGUGGGUGCAAGUUUUUGUUAUUUAUUAUCACAUAUAUUUGGUCGACGAAUUAUUUGGAAAUAUUUUCGAGCAAGAAUUUCUGAUUGGCAAAAAAAGGUUCGUUUUUAUUUUAAUGAUCAUUCUGAUAGUCUUUUAUGGUUUAUGAUUUUUCUUCGUAUAACACCCUUAUUACCCAAUUGGUUUGUGAAUGUUUCUAGUCCAAUAUUGAACUUUCCGUUAGGAAAAUUUUUUGCUGGUACAUUUGCCGGUGUUGCAUUACCCUCUAUUUUAUUUAUUCAAGCUGGCAAAACGCUUCAUCAAUUAACGAGUGCAUCCGAUGUAUUGUCUUGGCGUUCUAUAGUUGUACUGGGAGUAUUUGCCGUACUAUCAUUAUUACCAAUUAAAUUUAAAGAUUAUUUACGGAAAAAAAUGGGUGUAAAUAAUUUUUGGUCUAUUCUUGAGCCGGCAUGUAAACAAGGAAAUAAUGAUGAUUUAAAUGGAAAAACAGUAGCUGUUGAUUUGAGUAUAUGGAUAUGUGAAUGUCGUUCAAUUGUAUCAAAAACAACACCAUUUCAAAAAAAUUCAAUGCAUUUACGAAUAUUAUUUUUUCGAGUUUUAAAUAUGAUUUAUUUUAAUAUUAAACCAAUAUUUGUUCUUGAUUCAACAAAAAUAACAGGUUUAAAAUUAAAUACAGUAAUAAAACGAAUUAAUUUUCGACAUAAUAAAAAAAUAACUCAACAAUCUGAUACAUUAAUAACAUCAAAAAGUGAUACACGAUCUCAUUUUAAUAUUUUUGUUAACGAAUGUUGUCAAUUGUUGAAUUAUCUUGGUAUUCCAAUUAUUCGUGCAGACGGUGAAGCAGAAAAAUUAUGUGCACAAUUAAAUCGAAUGAAUAUUGUUGAUGCUGUUAUUACAAAUGAUAGUGAUUGUUUUGUAUAUGGUGCAAACAGAAUUAUUCGAAAUUUUAGUAUCGAUGUGAAAUCUACCUCAUUUGAAAUGUAUGAUAUUGAUGAGAUAAUUCAAACAUGUGAAUUAAAUCAUCGUUCAUUUUUAACAUUAGCUCUUUUACUUGGAUGUGAUUAUGAUAGUCAAGGUGUCAUUGGUGUUGGACGUGAAAUAGCAUUAAAAUAUUUAAAAUUAUUACCAAAACAAUGUGAUCCAGUUGAUUAUUUAAUGCAAAUGGUAACAGAUAAUCAAACAGUUAAAGUUAAAAAUAAAUAUGAACAACGAAUAUUAUCAUGUCUUCAAUCAUCUAAUAAACAACAAUAUCAAUUAAUUAUUGAUGAAUAUACAUCACCAAUUGAAAAUGUUAAUAUGAUAUCAUCAAUAGCAAAUAUAAAAUGGUUAAGACCUGUACAAUUAAAACAAUUAGAAGAAUAUAUGAAAAAAAAAUUAGAUUGGCCAGAAACAUACACAUACUCAAAAGUUCUUCCAUUAAUAACAAGAUUUCAAAUGUUAUAUAAAUUAAAUAUGAUUAUGUUAGAUGAUGAUAAUGAUCGAAAACAUUUAAAUUAUAUACAACCAUUAUGUAUAAGAAAAAUUCGUGUACGUCAACGUAUUGAACACUAUGAAAUUGAAUGGCGACAAGAACAAACACUUGAACAACAAAUUGCCACAUUGAAUAUGUCAACAGAUAAUGAUGAAGAGGAAGAGGAUAAUGAAAAAUUAAUAACUAUUGAACCAUGUGAAUUAUUUCGUUUAGCCUAUGAAAAUAUUGUAAAACAAUUUAAUGAGAAACAAAAACAGAAAAAAAAGAAAUCAAAUAAAAAACAAACUACAAUAAAAAACGAUUCAAUAAUUGAAAAUUCAGUAAAAGAAACUCCUAUAAAAAAAUUAUCAUCAAAGAAAAUAAUACAACGUUAUCCAAAGUCUGAACAAUAUAAAAAUCGUUCAUCAUCAGCUAUAAUGUCAACAUCAAUGUCAUUAGAAAUGUUAAAUAUAAUGUAUGAUGAUCAAGAGAAAAUGAAACCAUUAACAAAGAAAUUACCACAAUUAACAAAAAUGAGAACAAUUGAACAUAAUCCUAAAUCAAUACAAUAUCGAAAUCGACCAACAACAGCUGCAUUAUCAACAUCAAUUUCCUUUGAUAUGUUAAAUAUAAUGAGAACAAGUACGGAUGGUAAACAUAAAUCAAAGGAAAAACCAAUAAUACGAAAAAAAAUCAUUCAUCGACAUCCAAAAUCGGAAUUAAACAAUAUUAAUGGUCGACAAACAAAUGCAUAUAUGUCAACAUCAAUGUCUUUAGAUAUGUUAAAUAUACUUAAAUCGAAUCAAUAUGAUUUAUUCGAUGAUGAUGAAUGUGAAAUAAUCAAAAUUGUACCAGCAUCACAAGAUAUAAGUAUUAUUGUAAAAGUAGAAGAGAGUGAUGAUGAACAAAAUGAAUUCAUUCCAUUACCACUCUGGGAUCGAUUGCGACAACGUCGUGUUAAUGAUAAUGCAAGUAUUAUUGAUCGUUAUUAUACACAAAACUUAGACUAA